Molecule: messenger RNA, 228 nt
Organism: Westerdykella ornata
Lineage: Eukaryota; Fungi; Ascomycota; Dothideomycetes; Pleosporales; Sporormiaceae
Exons: 1
Coding region: 1-228 (75 amino acids)
Source: RefSeq, a predicted model, not a curated record
AUGUGCUACUACCACGCCUAUCAACACCACUGCGGCCACACGGAGAUGAUCUUUCAGCAAUUCUGCUCGCCGGCCCAAAUGUUGCAGCAGAGGUGCCCCAGGAGCAACCCGGGAAUUAUUCUCACAACGGUCAAGCUGGAAUAUGCAUGCGCAAGCUGUCCGAGUUCGAAGGUAGGCAUUCUACACAUCAAGACUCAACCAAAUCAAGCUGAUAAUGAGCAGAAGUAA